UCGUUUGUUUGGCUGAGAUUGAGUUGCGGUUUUUCGACUCUAGUUGCAAUAAUUGAAAAACAAAAGUAUUACCUACGUAAUUUUAAAAACAAGUACCUGUGACUUACCGUCUUAAUACUAAAGUAAAUAUGGCAAACGAUCCUGAAAGAUUUGAUUCCAUGCUCCUAGCUAUGGCACAACAGCACGAAGGCGGCGUAAAAGAUCUGCUGAACACAAUAGUUAGCUUUUUGUCUAGAAAAACUGACUUUUUCACUGGUGGCCGUGAAGGGGAAUGGGAGCAGGUAGUCAAAGAUACUUUCUACACCCAUGCUAAAAAAGCAUGUGAUGAAGCUAAUAGGAUUAAGAAAGAAAAAGAAGAAGCAGACAAGAGAUUAAAGGAGAUUCAACAAAGAAAAGAACAAGAGAGACUUGCAAAUGAUUUUGAACCUGCUACUGUAACUGAACUCACUGAUCAGGAAGCAGAGAAAUUAAAGGAAGAUAUUGAAAAGGACAAAAAUGAAAAGAAUGCAGAAGUUGGCAGUGGUGAUAGCAGUGAUGUUACUGAGCCUGCAACGCCCGAAGAGGAUGACGAUCCCAAAGAAAAGGGGAAGUUGAAACCUAAUGCCGGAAAUGGAUGUGAUCUGGAGCACUACAAAUGGACACAGACGCUGGAAGAAGUAGAGGUGAGUCAUUGGUAUUAAAUUCAGAACCAUAGA
Messenger RNA from Bombyx mandarina (wild silkworm), 695 nucleotides. It is a transcript of the gene nudC, whose product is annotated as nuclear distribution C, dynein complex regulator. The record is from RefSeq and is a predicted model, not a curated record. Gene Ontology annotation, cellular component: cytoplasm. Lineage: Eukaryota; Metazoa; Arthropoda; Insecta; Lepidoptera; Bombycidae. Gene Ontology annotation, biological process: protein folding.